Messenger RNA from Zophobas morio, 867 nucleotides. RefSeq lists its product as uncharacterized. Bases 1 to 867 code for a protein of 288 amino acids. The record is from RefSeq and is a predicted model, not a curated record. Lineage: Eukaryota; Metazoa; Arthropoda; Insecta; Coleoptera; Tenebrionidae. The transcript has 8 exons.
AUGGCGUUUCUGGAAAGUUUAAAAGUACGUUCUUCUCUUUUUUUCUUUCGUGGUUACGCCAUUGCUAGUUCGAAGAAAGGAUUUGAAGAUAUCAAAGAUAAAGUUAGUUUAAAUAAAGAAACUCAUCCUUUAGAAGAAUACAAACUUGACCUCCAACAGUUUACUCGCGCUCUUUCUAAAUUCAAAGUUUUACCUAACGCUUUUAUGAAUGUGAGUGUCAAAAAUAUUUCCUUUAAAGAAAAUAACAAGAGAUUAUUCUUGACUUAUAAGAAUGAAAUGAAUCCCGUUUUCUAUGUCCCUUGGGCUCCUGUAAGCCAAGCUGGUGUAACUCUUAGGAAAGUAUACGAUCCAACCAACGAGCCUCAGCGUUCUUAUUACGAGAUCUCUCUUCGGUUUGAAAAAAAUUUUGAUAAACUGUGCCAGAAGUUAUUACCAGGAAACACAUUCACGAGUUCUUCCUCUGUAAGCCAGGAGGGCCGUUAUGUAAACCCGUACGUUAAGUGGAUCGAAUUGCUCAGCCAGAAAUACGCCAACUUUCUUCUAAGUAACAAAAAACACUAUCCGUUACUCCAUAAGAUACCCAGCAACAAGAUUCAGUCCUCAGUAGUCACUUUAUCAAUUAAGCGCAAUGAAGCCGAAGACGUAAUUAAUGUCAAGUUCAAAAGACCCGUAAGUCGCGCAGAUCUACCACUUUCAAAAGUUUUUGACCACAAGGGCCAACGGCUGUUCUUAAAGGAGCCAACGCGAACAGGAGAAAUUAUUUGCCUAAGCACCACGAUUUAUCCUUUUCUUUUCCAGCCAACAGAAAAGGACUCCCCCAUCUUUGGAUUAACGCAAUUAAUAAACGGAAUCGUUAAGCUUUGUUAA